Molecule: messenger RNA, 1155 nt
Organism: Electrophorus electricus (electric eel)
Lineage: Eukaryota; Metazoa; Chordata; Actinopteri; Gymnotiformes; Gymnotidae
Gene: neurod4
Product: neuronal differentiation 4
Biological process (GO): nervous system development; axon development; camera-type eye development
Cellular component (GO): nucleus
Molecular function (GO): E-box binding; protein dimerization activity; DNA-binding transcription factor activity, RNA polymerase II-specific
Source: RefSeq, a predicted model, not a curated record
UUCUUGCGCGACCGAUUAGGUUUUUUUUUUCUGGAUUUCCUCCGCCCAAAAGCCGUUUGAUCCUAACUGCACGAGUUGGGACAAAAGCAGAACAUGAUGAUGACCAAACCUUAUGGGAAGUCUGUAGAUAUGACUGAUCUUGUAAGAUCUUUGGGCUGGAUUGAGGAGGACCUGAGCUCUCAAGACGGAGACCAUACGCCUGAGACGGGGGGCCACUACGACCUGAACAGGGGUAACCAUGGCCCCUUGGAUCUUGGCAGUGAGGACAUGGAGGAGGAAGAGGAGGAAGAGGAGGAAGAGCCUGGUCUGGACGGGGAGAAGGCCCCUAAACGGCGGGGGCCCAAGAAGAAGAAGAUGACAAAAGCCAGACUGGAGCGCUUCCGAGCCCGCCGCGUGAAAGCGAACGCCAGGGAGCGCACACGCAUGCAUGGCCUGAACGACGCCCUGGACAACCUCCGGCGUGUCAUGCCCUGCUACUCCAAGACGCAGAAGCUGUCCAAGAUCGAGACGUUGCGGCUGGCCCGCAACUACAUUUGGGCACUGUCCGAGGUCCUGGAGAGUGGCCAGUCUCCCGAGAGUCACGGCUUCAUGGAGAUGCUCUGCAAGGGUCUGUCGCAGCCCACCAGCAACCUGGUGGCCGGCUGCCUGCAGCUGGGGCCUUCGGCCGUGCUGCUCAACAAGCUGGAUGAGGAGUGCGGGGUCCCGGUAGCUGGGGGUCUCCCACCCCAGGCUCACACGCUCAGUUACCCAUCCGCUGGCCUGCCCAGCCCACCCUACGGCUCUCUGGAGGCCUCACACCUGCUGCACAUGAAGGGAUUCAAAGGGACUACGUACGAGAGCCACUCGCCCGACGAGCGUGGCAACGGCACGCCGCCGUACGACGGCCCGCUCACGCCACCACUCAGCAUCAGCGGUAACUUUGCCCUCAAGCAGGAACCCUCGCCACAGGAGGCGGAGAGGAACUACACGCCGCACCCGGCCCACUACCUCGCCUGCCAGCGCUACCAGCCUGCUCCCACGGCUGGGCAGGCCGGGUCUCCGGGCCACGCGCUGUUCCCCGGCUCCCGUUACGAGCUGCCUUUAGACAUGGCCUUCGAGUCAUUCGCCCCGCCGCACAUGGUGACCUCCCAGCUAGGUGCCAUUUACAGCGAAUGA